GGAAUAAUAGGAACAGGAAGUACCCAAGGAAACAUCUAAAGUUAUCAUUCGUUUGACAACGAUUGUCACGUUCGUUCUAGAAGGAAAGCUGGUUCCCACAUGGCAGAGGUCUAUUAUGUUGGCGUAGAUGUGGGCACAGCCAGCGUGAGAGCUGCGCUGGUGACAAGGGACGGGCUGCUGAGGGCCACUGCAGCAGAGCCCAUCAGCAUCUGGGAGCCUGAGUCGGACCACUAUGUCCAGUCCUCCACUGAAAUCUGGACGAAAUGCUGCACAGUUGUCAAGAAAGUCAUCCAGAAUGUCAAGAAAAGCCAGGUUUGUGGCAUUGGAUUUGAUGCCACCUGCUCGCUCGUGGUUUUGGAUCAAAACUUCCAGCCUGUGCCAGUUACUCAGGAAGGCCACAGUCAGAGGAAUGUGGUGAUGUGGAUGGACCAUCGUGCUGUAGAGCAGGCCUCCUCUAUAACCAACACGGGCCACAAAGUCCUGAGCAGAGUUGGAGGGGUCAUGUCACCGGAGAUGCAGCCCCCGAAACUGCUGUGGCUUAAAGAGAACCUCAGAGAAAGUUGCUGGGACAAAGCUGCUCACUUUUUUGACCUGCCUGACUUUUUGUCUUGGAAAGCAACAGGUUCUUUGACCAGGUCAUUAUGUACUGUGGUCUGUAAAUGGAUGUACUGCCCUCCAGAUGGAUGGGAUGAGAGCUUCUGGACCAGCAUUGGAUUGGAGGAUCUGCUGGAAAAUAACUUCUCCAAAAUAGGCAGUAAGACGUCUGCUCCAGGAAGCCCACUGGGUGAUGGUCUGACCCAAGAGGCAGCAGCAGAGUUGGGUCUGAAUCCGGGAACUGCAGUCGGAUCUUCUCUCAUCGACGCUCAUGCUGGAGGCCUAGGUAUCACGCACUGGGACGGA
Molecule: messenger RNA, 900 nt
Organism: Cynoglossus semilaevis (tongue sole)
Lineage: Eukaryota; Metazoa; Chordata; Actinopteri; Pleuronectiformes; Cynoglossidae
Product: FGGY carbohydrate kinase domain-containing protein-like
Exons: 7
Biological process (GO): carbohydrate phosphorylation; pentose metabolic process
Cellular component (GO): cytoplasm
Molecular function (GO): D-ribulokinase activity
Source: RefSeq, a predicted model, not a curated record